UGUUGUUUUCCUGUUGCUUGAGUGAACGACGACGACGACACACACACGCGAGUACCGAGUAGUGUGGCGCGACAAGUGGCACCUUUCUCGGAAGAGCACGUGGGGGAACUCGUUUAUCGCUGCUAUCGUUUGGUUCGGUGUGGUGAAAAAGGGGGUGAGUCGACGUCUGUCUAGCCUAGCAAGUGAUUGCAAUCGAACAGCUGCCCAAAAAGCGUCCUCCCAGCGCCUGCCACCUACCACCCAACCGGGCGCGCGUGAGAAUCGAACAAUCGAGUGCGGAAAAAAUCCCAUUGUACCCCUAUCUUGUUUGUUGGGAGGAAAAACAACUUUACUUACUUUACUCUUCUCCACAAGGCAAGUGUGCAGCAGCUGGUGAUUGAUACAACAGCAACAACAACAAAAAAAUCAAAGUAUUUUCCACGAGUCAUUAGCAUUGAAGAGAGAAGGGAAGAACAAAAGGCGUGUUUGUGUAGUUCUUUUUUUUUGUUUAAUUCAGACGAAGCAGAAAAAAACGAAGGCAAGUGUUUUCAGUUCGCGGAAAAUAUCAGCAACUUGUUAAGUGGCAGAAAUAUAAGCACGUUCCGUGGUUCGUACUGGAACGCUGAAAAAAACUGAAUUCAGUGGGGAGUCCCGGUUUUCCAGAAAACCGAAACAGCAAGCAAGCAAACGUGAAACGCGCAAAACUCAAAGAUCGAUUGACGGUGAUAUUGAUUCCGCUGUGUCCGAACACUCUUCCACUGAUAAGCGAACCGAUUUGUGCGGUGUUUUGUUUUGUGUUGUGUUCAGCUGAAGUGAGUUUGCAAUUGGAACGCCCCUCGGCUAAACCAAACCGACAACAAAUAGACGUCAUCGCCGUUUCGUUGUUCUUGUUGUUCGUUUCUGGCCGUUCGUUGAUAAGAAAAAGCAAAGCAAGCCGCGCGCGAAGUCACUCUUCUGUGUUGGUUGGUUUAGCAGCGUCGUCACACUCCGUCAGCAGAGGUGAGCAGGACGCGGACUUGAAACGCAGCUAAUAACAAGCGAGUGGACAGACGGAGACGGAGACAAAGACACCGCGGGCGCGGUGAGAGAGGAGGAACUGGAACUGGAAUUUUUCGGUUUGCCAUCCUCUCAUGACAUAAGUGAACAUCCUUUACUGGACGGUUUAUCAGCUCCAUGUAAUUGAUCGAUCGCCCAUCUCUCAGUUGUGUUGUACCCACCCGAACGAACCGUUUAUUCCGACUAGGACGCGACGAACCGUCAUGCUACCGCAACAGUAUUGCCUCCGGUGGAAGUACCACCACAGCAACCUGCAGACCAUGUUCUCCCAGCUGCUCGAUCGCGGGUGCUUCUGCGACGUAACGCUGGCCUGCGAGGGCCAAACGAUCCGCGCGCACCGGGUGGUGCUGUGCGCCUGCAGUACCUACUUCGACCAGCUGCUGACCAACUGCAGCACGACGGAGAAGGAUCCGAUCAUCAUCAUGCGCGAUGCCAAAUUCGAGGACAUCAAGUGCCUGAUCGAGUUCAUGUACAAAGGCGAAAUCAACGUCGAGCACGGGUCGUUGGCGUCGCUGCUCAAGACGGCCGAAGAGCUGCGCAUCAAGGGUCUGGCCGAGGUUAGCUGGCGGGAUGACGAAAAUGGCAGCACGGCCGGCAGCGAUGCCAGCGGGCACAACAAUAACAACAACAGUAUGAGCGUGAAAAACGGUAACGCUGCUGCCGGUAACAAUAAUAACAACAAUAACAGUAUUAAAAUUGUGGAAACUAAAAAGCUGCUGGCGCCACAGCAUUCGCUAGCGGCGGCUGCAGCCGCAGCGGCAUCCUCGCUGACUCCGCUGACGGUCAGUAGUUUGGAGAGCCGCAUUUCGGACUCGCCGAAUUUGCCACUGCUGACGCCGCUGGCGGCGGGCUCGCCGCGCAAUCCCGCCAACUGCGCCUCGCCCAUCAACUACUUCGGCAGCAAGAAGAAACGUGGUCGACCUCCGCUGGACGAAGAAUACGAUACGUUCCAACAGCUACCGAAAAUCUCGCACGUUGAGGGUGGCGCCGGUAGUUCUACGCCGUUCACGUCCAGCUCGCAGCUGGUGGCGGUCAUGAUGGACGACAGUUCCAACGAGCAAACCAAUCGAGACGAACAGCAGCAGCAAAAUCACCACCACCAGCAGCACCAGCAACAGCAGCAGCACCAGCACCAGCACCAGCAGCAGCAACACUCGGCGGCUGCGGCUGCCUAUCUGGAGCAGCAGAGUCGAACGAUUCCACCGGAAGCGCUGCACGGUAUGGAGUUCGACGAGGAUACCCACAUUCCGCGGAAGUUGAUUCCGAAGCUGGAACGACCCGAUACGCCGCAGGACUAUAUGGCUAACAUUGGGGCGAAGUUCGAGUACGACGACCAAUCGCCACCGAGUCCGAACGAUCAGACCACUUCGGUGUUUCUGACCGCCCAGGAACAGGAGGAGUGGAAAGAUGUCGUCAAAAUGAACGACUAUCUGACCAAGGGCCGCCGGCCGCAGUUCUGGGAGGAACCGUUCACCAAGCGGGUGAUGGACGGUAUCAAGAACAAGACGCUGGAAAUGAAGAAGGCCGCCAAGCUGCUGGGUGUUUCCUACGGGACGCUCUACGGACGGUACCGGGAGACGUACGGGUGCCUGAAGCAUCCCUAUCGGGGGCCCUUCAUGGCAGCCUCGCGGAUGAACAGCAUGUGGCCGGCGGCGGCGGCGGCAAGCGAGAGUGCCGCUGCCAACGUGGGGACCACCACCGACAUCAUGAACAUGCUGCAGCGAGGCAUCAUCAGUCUGCCGAGGGCGGCCGAACUGAUGCACACCACCCCCUCGACCAUCAGCAGCUACCUGGAGCAACUCCAGGAAGUGACGGCACAAUCCGAUCAUGAUUCCCUGGCCGUUCUAAGUGCCAAUACCAGUUCCGAUGACGACCGAGCCCACCACCAGAUGCCAACCAUGUCGCUAAUGUCCUCCCACGUGGAGCAACAGCAGCAGCAGCAGCAGCAGCUGCGGAUCAAACCGGAGAUCAGCAUAUCGGCACUGAAGAAAAACCUGCCUGCGGCUGCGACCAGCACCGGCACCGGUGGCGGCGGCGGCGGCGGCAGUAGCAGCAGCAGCAGCAGUAGUAGUGUCAUUAGCAACAGCAACGGCGGCAACAGUGGCAGUCUAGCGAACGCACUGAGCGCUAUUCCGUCCACUUCUGCUGCCGCGCAGUAAUUUGCCGUGCAUGCCAUAAAAUGUCCAACCUUUUUAUAGCAUACUAAUAGGUGGUACGGUGUUGUGGUGGAAAGGGUGGCGGGCAGAGAAUCUGCCCGGCCUGUCCGCCUGUGGCGGUGGAAAAAAAGGCGGCACGGAAAUGUUAAAUGUGAUUUAUUUGUGAAAUAUUUUAUGUUUAGUUCGUAGACUUCUCCCGGCAUGGUUUCAAGGCCUGCUACCAUCAUCGAAGCAUGCCACUCUUGCAACCAUGCUGGUUCCGUUCGUUGCCAACGAAACCGAACAGUUUCCUAGCGAUGAUCACAAAACAAUUAUUGUGACAGCGGGACGGAUUUUAUAGCAGAAUUUAAAACCUAAAUUUUAGUUCCAUCCAUCCAUGGAUUAAUAAUUGUGUAUACCAACAAACUUUAAAGCGUUAGGUUUUAACAGUUCCACUAGCGUUUUAGGCUUUCGUUUUAAUUAGUGAGAAUCUUGCGUACUUCAUCCAUCUGCCUAGGAUUAGGGAAAAAGGUGCUUAUUUUAUAUUUUCACUUUAAUUUUUUUUGUUUCUAAGGAGAAAGGUCUGUUGUUAUAUAGAACCAAUGCCAUCUCGUAGAGGUUAGGCUAGUUUAAAUCGGUUAAAUAAAACAAAAAAUUACAUAUACUUAUAUAUACAAACCCACACAAACAGAACAGAGAUAGUCUGCCAUUGAUAUUCCACCAGCAGAAGCUAUUUUGAGUAGCCAAAUUACACCUAAUUUCAUUGGUUUUAGUUUCCUAUACUUCUGCGCGUUAAAAUCGACUGAUCUGUGAGAUAGUUAGGUGUCCGAAUCAAACGAAUAGAAAAAUCACAUUCCAGGUCUACUUUGAUCAUUUUCAUCUCAGUGCAGUGCAGGAUUGGAUCAACAAUCGAUAGUUGAAUAAAGUAAACACAAAACGGUAUUCUUAAUUUUAGGAGAGCAAUAAAACACACUAACAAACACACCUACAACACAAACACAAAUCAGUAGCGUACACACCCCUAGUAGCAACUAGCAAGUAUAAUUUCAGAAAAACCUACAAACAAAAAAAAAAUAUGAGCCGAAAGAUUCUUCAAAACAAACGGGGAAACGGAACAAAACAAGUUUCCUUUGUUUAGUUUUUUUUCCCUUUUCUUUUUUUUUUCUACUUUUGCUAAACAACGCAGAGAGCAAACGGAAUGUGCAAUCACUCUUACAACUACUACUAGCUAAAAUAAUAACUCUACACAUACAUACUAUCUAUAUUUGAUGAUGGAAUGGAUCAUAGCAUAGAGCAGGUCCGGAGGAAGCUAGGAGCAGCACAUAUUUAAUCACCCACCCCCGCUCCCCCUACGAUGAUAGUAAAGAAACGUGAGUAAGAUAACAAACAAACAAACUAAAUAAGAAUAAAAGAGAAGCGAUGUGUAAAGACAAACAACAUAUUUAAAAAAAAAGGUAAACGUAAAAGAAGAGAAAAGAGAAGUGAAAAUGUGCCUGAAUGGUUUCCCAAAACUACAAAAUAUUAACUACUACAAGAACUAGAACAACACUAAGGAAAAAAACAAAAGAAGAAGGAUCGAUAAAUAGGGAAAGACAGAAGACAGAAGCAGCAAACAAACAAACAAAAAAACAGGAACAAGGAAGAAAGUUUCCUAUUCUUGUUAUUGUUGUUGUUGUUGUUUGGGGUUCAGUUCUGUCGGCGUCUGUCCGUCUGUCUGUCUGUCCGUUGCGCUUUUCUUUUUUUGUCGUCGUAACUAUGUCGGAAGUAUGUAAUCGUGUCCAAGUAAAAAAAAACAAAAUGAUGAUGAUGAUGAUGAUGUGUAUUUAUCAGUAUAUAGACUAUCGAUCGAUUCAAACAAACAAAAACAAAACACACAGGAUUUGCGUACUACUACUAUU
Messenger RNA from Sabethes cyaneus, 5068 nucleotides. Its product is annotated as protein abrupt. The record is from RefSeq and is a predicted model, not a curated record. Gene Ontology annotation, molecular function: protein binding. The transcript has 6 exons. The coding region runs from base 1239 to 3194 and encodes 651 amino acids. Gene Ontology annotation, biological process: regulation of transcription by RNA polymerase II. Lineage: Eukaryota; Metazoa; Arthropoda; Insecta; Diptera; Culicidae. Gene Ontology annotation, cellular component: nucleus.